Messenger RNA from Aspergillus ibericus CBS 121593, 1776 nucleotides. RefSeq names its product putative ubiquitin ligase complex F-box protein GRR1. Gene Ontology annotation, cellular component: SCF ubiquitin ligase complex. NCBI's taxonomy places the organism in Eukaryota, Fungi, Ascomycota, Eurotiomycetes, Eurotiales, Aspergillaceae. The coding region runs from base 1 to 1776 and encodes 591 amino acids. Gene Ontology annotation, molecular function: protein binding. The transcript has 3 exons. Gene Ontology annotation, biological process: SCF-dependent proteasomal ubiquitin-dependent protein catabolic process. The record is from RefSeq and is a predicted model, not a curated record.
AUGCCCCGCCAAAGGCAACCCGCUCGGUUCUCGAGCGAGGCUCCCUCCGAAUCUUCCACCUCGACAUCGCCGGACCGCACCGCCGAUGACGACACCGACUUCUUCACAGCCCAGGCGAACGACUCGCAAUCCUCGGUCGGCGUCGCGACUCGCGACACACACAGCCAUAAUGACACCUCCAUGUUCCUCCCGCCGAUUGGGCGCCUGCCCCCGGAGAUCCUCAUCGCCAUCUUCGCGAAACUGAGCUCGCCAUCCGACAUGUUGAGUUGCAUGCGGGUAUGCAGGGGAUGGGCUGCCAACUGCGUGGGCAUCCUCUGGCACCGGCCCUCCUGCAACAACUGGGAGAACAUGAAGAGCAUCACGGCCUCGGUGGGCCAGCCGAACAGCUUCUUCCCAUACUCGCAACUCAUCCGGCGGUUGAACCUCUCGGCGCUGACCGAUGGCGUCAGUGAUGGCACCGUGGUUCCCUUUGCUCAGUGCAACCGGAUCGAGCGUCUCACGCUGACCAACUGCUCUAAGCUGACGGAUAAAGGCGUGUCGGACUUGGUGGAAGGCAACCGGCAUCUGCAGGCGCUGGAUGUCUCGGAUCUGCGGCAUCUGACGGAUCACACGCUGUACACGGUGGCUCGGAAUUGUGCGCGGCUCCAGGGUCUCAACAUCACGGGCUGUGUCAAUGUUACCGACGAGUCACUCAUCACCGUGUCUCGAAAUUGUCGACAGAUCAAGCGGCUGAAGCUGAACGGGGUCGCGCAAGUGACCGACAAGGCCAUCUUGUCCUUUGCCCAGAACUGCCCGGCUAUCCUGGAGAUUGAUCUUCACGACUGUAAACUAGUCACCAACCCUUCUGUGACCUCCCUCAUGACUACGCUGCAGAACCUGCGCGAGUUGCGACUGGCCCAUUGCGCCGAGAUCGACGACACGGCGUUCCUGGAGCUGCCGCGACACCUGUCCAUGGACAGUCUCCGCAUCCUGGACCUGACGUCAUGUGAAAGCGUCCGGGAUGAUGCCGUCGAACGGAUUGUCGCCUCGGCGCCCCGCCUCCGGAAUCUGGUGCUGGCCAAGUGUCGGUUCAUCACCGAUCGCGCGGUCUGGGCCAUCUGUCGGCUGGGGAAGAACCUCCACUACGUCCAUUUGGGCCACUGUUCCAACAUCACCGAUACUGCGGUGAUCCAGAUGGUCAAGUCCUGCAACCGCAUCCGGUAUAUCGACCUGGCCUGCUGCACCCGCUUGACGGAUGCGAGCGUUCAGCAGCUGGCGACACUGCCGAAGCUACGAAGGAUCGGGUUGGUUAAGUGUCAAUCCAUUACCAAUACGAGCAUACUUGCCUUGGCAGGAUCCAAGGCUGCCCACCAUUCCGGCGGAGUCAGUAGCUUGGAGCGGGUCCAUCUGAGUUACUGCGUUCAUCUCACCAUUGAAGGAAUCCAUGCUUUACUGAAUAGUUGCCCUCGACUCACGCAUCUGAGUCUGACUGGAGUGCAGGCAUUCUUGCGGGAAGAGCUGACGGUCUUUUGCCGCGAGGCGCCUCCCGAGUUCACGCAUCAGCAGCGGGAGGUGUUUUGUGUGUUCAGCGGGGAGGGAGUCAACCGGCUGCGCGACUUCUUGAACCGCAUCAUUCCGCCUCCGCCGCCCACGCGGGACAUGACCGAGGCCACGAUGUAUGACGAUGACGACGAGCUUGACGAAGAGGAAAACCAGGUGACGGGUUUGAUGCAUGCGACAGCGGCCACGGCCAUUCACGACGAUGAUUAUAUUGACAUUGGACAUACCCAUGGUUGA